UAACAAAUAUCAAGAAGAAGAAAUCCCAUGGUGUUUUCCUUCUUGGGUGGAUGGCCUGCUCUGGAUUUAGCCUGUCAAAACUGCUCUAAGACAAGAGCAACGUGGGGUAAAGAGAGAGUGCAGUGUUCACAUUUUUCCGUUUUGUCAUUAAAAGCAUAAGCGGAUCGUUACUUUGGAGUGUGUUCACCGAAGAGCAGAUCGGAUAAGUCACUGACUGGCAUGUUUCGCUACUAGCAAGCUACCAGCACAGAAAGGCAUAUGAUCGCGAAUGUGGUGUUUGAACUUGUUGACACUGACUGAGACCUGAAAAGGCAACAACAGAAACCCGUUCUCCCCUCCCCAGUCUCCUUUUGCUGACCCUCUCUGAACAACAGCAUUUUCUUUCCACCAUGAAUGAAGUCAGAACACUCAAAGAGGGCUGGCUCCUCAAAAGAGGAGAGUACAUUAAGACGUGGAGGCCCAGGUACUUUAUCUUAAAAAGUGAUGGCUCCUUCAUCGGCUACAAGGAGAAGCCGGAUCUGAAUGACCAGAGCUCACCACCCCUAAAUAACUUCUCAGUUGCAGAAUGCCAGUUAAUGAAGACUGAAAGACCCCGGCCCAACACAUUUGUUAUCCGUUGCCUACAGUGGACCACAUUCAUUGAGCGAACCUUUCACGUGGACACCAAUGACGAGAGAGAGGAGUGGAUGAGGGCCAUCCAGGCGGUGGCCAACGGGCUGAAGAUGCGUGAGGAGGAGGACGAGGAGCCCAUGGACCUAUUUGGCUCGCCCAGCGAGUGUAGCCUGGAGGAGAUGGAGGUGGCUAUGUCCAAGAGCCGCACCAAAACGAACAUGAGUGACUUUGAAUACCUUAAGCUCCUGGGCAAGGGGACCUUCGGCAAGGUGAUUCUAGUCAAAGAGAAGUCCACCGGCGUCCACUACGCCAUGAAGAUCCUCCGCAAAGAGGUCAUCAUUGCCAAGGAUGAGGUGGCGCACACGGUUACAGAGAGCAGAGUGUUGCAGAACAUGAGACACCCUUUCCUCACGACGUUGAAAUAUGCUUUCCAAACGCACGAUCGGCUUUGCUUUGUGAUGGAAUAUGCCAACGGAGGAGAGCUCUUCUUCCACUUGUCGCGAGAGCGGGUGUUCACGGAAGACCGGGCGCGCUUCUACGGCGCCGAGAUCGUGUCAGCGCUGAAGUACCUCCACUCACGUGACGUGGUGUACCGGGAUCUGAAGCUGGAGAACCUCAUGCUCGACAAGGACGGCCACGUAAAGAUCACAGACUUCGGCCUGUGCAAGGAGGGCAUUACUCCGGACGCCACCAUGAAGACCUUCUGUGGAACCCCCGAGUACCUAGCGCCCGAGGUGCUGGAGGACAACGACUACGGCCGGGCGGUGGACUGGUGGGGCCUGGGCGUGGUCAUGUACGAGAUGAUGUGUGGCCGGCUGCCCUUCUACAACCAGGACCACGAGCGCCUCUUCGAGCUCAUCCUGAUGGAGGAGAUCCGCUUCCCCAAGAACCUGGCCCCCGAGGCCAAGGCCCUGCUGGCAGGCCUGCUGAAGAAGGACCCCAAGCAGAGGUUAGGGGGUGGUCCUAAUGAUGCCAAAGAAGUUAUGGGCCAUGCCUUCUUCGCGUCCAUAAACUGGCAGGAUGUAAUCGACAAAAAACUCACCCCGCUGUUCAAGCCCCAGGUCACGUCCGAGACGGACACCCGAUACUUCGACGACGAGUUCACCGCACAGACCAUCACACUGACACCCCCCGACAAGUAUAACAGUCUGGACUGCGAAGACACAAGCAAUCAAGCGCAUUUCCCACAGUUCUCCUAUUCUGCCAGCAUAAGAGAGUGAUAGCAUCUCAACCCCCUACACAUACACACACACACAUGCACACGCACACGCGCAUGCAGGGCACACGGAAACACACACACACGGAAACACACACACACACACACACACGGAAACACACACACGGAAACACACACACACACACACGGAAACACAUGUAGGAGAAACGCAAGGUGACUGUCUGCUGACCUGGGUGUCCAAUCAAAAGAAAAAAAGGAUCUAUAACAAAAAAAAGGAACAGAAAAGAAAGUGCCUGAAACCUGGCAGCCAUAUUGUUUUGAUAUACUGUAAAAAAAAAACACACAAAAAAAACAGACGUCAACAACUCGGUCGUCCACACUACAGACCAGCCUGCUAGCAUGUUGGCUGGACUGUAUCAAACUGGACCCUUCAGUACCUCACUAUGUCAUCUGCACACACACACACACACACACACACACACACACACACACACACACACACACACACACACACACACACACACACACACACACACACACACACACACACACACACACACAAGAAAAUAGAUAUACAAUCAGGUCUACCAUAUAUCUAUGUUUGGGUGGCCUCUGUUAUAAACUGCUGCUGCUUUUUCUUUCGGUUUCUCCCACCCCCCUUUUCUUGACGGUAACACCAAGCCGUUUAUUUUCAGUAGCUUCUUUUAUAUCCCCCCUCUGUUCUUGCCUUCUUAAUGUCAUGGUCUUAUACGAAGCCAUGCAGAUAUCGCAAUUACUCUUCAAGUGCUCUUUCCUGGAAGCGCCAGCGUCCCCCGGCGGUGAAGGUGUGGGUUGUCCACGAGGGAGGGCGGGACCGAGGAGUGUAGCAUUUAGAGAAUGUGUUUCUUUUUCUCCCCUUAUGGUUGGCUAUGGGAGUGAGAUUCUACUUCUCCUUAUUUUUCUUUAUAUUCAGAGAACACUUUGGCAUGAAAUCCAUACUGAAUGUCAUCGCUUGAUUUGAGAGAAAAAAAA
This is a messenger RNA of Gadus morhua (Atlantic cod), 2800 nucleotides long. Its product is annotated as RAC-beta serine/threonine-protein kinase. Bases 390 to 1832 code for a protein of 480 amino acids. Lineage: Eukaryota; Metazoa; Chordata; Actinopteri; Gadiformes; Gadidae. Gene Ontology annotation, molecular function: ATP binding; protein serine/threonine kinase activity. The record is from RefSeq and is a predicted model, not a curated record. The transcript is spliced from 14 exons. Gene Ontology annotation, biological process: protein phosphorylation.